GUCUUCGACGCCGGGAACAUGUUCGGGAUAAUGCAGGUGGAGGAGGCGGAGGACGAGAGUCAGGACGAGGCAGCCCGCGAAGCCCGGCGGAAGCAGCCCAACCCGGGCGGUGAGCUGUGCUACAAGGUCAUCGUGACCAACGAGCGAGGUCUGCAGGUGGCUGACCCCAACAGCAUCUUUCUCAUCGACCACGCCUGGACGUGCCGCGUGGAGCAUGCCCGCCAGCAGCUUCGCCAGGUGCCAGGGCUGCUGCACCGCAUGGCCAACCUGAUGGGAAUCGAGUUCCACGGCGAGCUGCCUAGUGACGAGGCCGUGGGCCUGGUGCUCGAGGAGAUGUGGAAGUUCAACCAGACCUACCAGCUGGCCCACGGGACAGCUGAGGACAAGGUGCCAGUGUGGUACAUCAUGGACGAGUUCGGCUCUCGGAUCCAGCACGCGGACGAGCCCAGCUUCGCCACCGCACCCUUCUUCUACACCCCCCAGCAGGUGGCCUACACGCUGCUGUGGCCCCUCAGGGACCUGGACACGGGCGAGGAGGUGACCCGGGACUUUGCCUACGGAGAGCCUGACCCCCUGAUCCGGAAGUGCAUGCUAUUGCCCUGGGCGCCCUCCGACCUGCAGGACCUGAGCUCCUCCACGCCUGAGCCUCCCGCCCAGCACUACCAGGCCAUCUUAGAGGAAAACAAGGAGAAGCUGCCUCUCGCCGUCAGUCCGGUAGCUCGUCCCCCCGACCACAUUUUCAGGGUCUACACGGACGUGCGCCAGGUACUCAGCCACCUCACUCACCCGCGCUUUACCUUCACCCCGGGCGAGGCCGACGCCGACAUCCUCUAUAAUUUCUCGCACUUCAAGGACUACAGGACGGUGAAGGACUGCCUGGCCUCCAUCGCGCGCCGAGUGGGCGGCCCUGAGGGCCCACGCUGGCUGCCCCGGACCUUCAACCUGCGCACCGAGCUGCCCCAGUUCAUCAGCUACUUCCAGCAGCGGGAGAGGAGGGGUGAGGACAACCACUGGAUCUGCAAGCCCUGGAACCUGGCCCGCAGCCUGGACACCCACAUCACCAAGAACCUGCACAGCAUCAUCCGGCACCGGGAGAGCACCCCCAAGGUCGUGUCCAAGUACAUCGAAAGCCCCGUCUUGUUCCUCCGUGAGGACGUGGGGAAGGUCAAGUUCGACGUCCGCUACAUUGUGCUGCUAAGGUCCGUGCAGCCGCUGAGGCUCUUCGUGUACGACGUGUUCUGGCUGCGCUUCUCCAACCGGCCCUUCACCCUCGAUGACCUGGACGACUACGAGAAGCAUUUCACCGUCAUGAACUAUGACCCGGAUGUGGUGCUUAAGCAGGUCCACCACGACGAAUUCAUCCCCAAGUUCGAGGCACAGUACCCGGAAUUCCCCUGGAGAGGAGUCCAGGCCGAGAUUUUUCAGGCCUUCAAGGAGCUGUUCCAAGCGGCGUGUUCCAAGCCACCACCCCUGGGCCUCUGCCACUACCCCUCGUCCCGGGCCGUGUACGCCAUCGACCUCAUGCUGAAGUGGGACAGUGGUCCAGAUGGGAAGCAGGUAAUGCAGCCGCAGAUCCUGGAGGUGAACUUCAACCCAGACUGCGAGCGGGCCUGCCGGUACCACCCCAGCUUCUUCAACGACCUCUUCAGCACCCUGUUUCUGGACCAGCCCAGUGACUGCCAUGUCACCCGCCUCCUAUAGGCCUUCACUGUCCCCUCAGCUGCCCUCGCGGUAGGAUGCCAACCUUGGUUCUCUGUGCUGCUUCUGCGAAGGACCUCCCCUGCCUCCCACCCGGCCCCAGCCCCUGCUCUCCGAACUGUCAUUCUGGCUCCACCCGGGAGUGCAGGGUCCUUCAUGGCUGGGACAGUGGCAGCAUCCCCGGGCCCACACUGUCCCUAGGCCUUGGGCAGCCUCCCCUGUGUGCCUUGGUGAGUCUACAGCUGAGCCAGGGCUCGUUCCUGGCUCUGGGCACUAGUUCUGGGGAUCGAGCGUGUGCCCGGAAUCUGGAUCCCUAGGAAGCCUCGGGGAGCUCUGCCUCAAACAGGGCCUCUGGUUUCCUUUCUGCGAUCUCUGUCCUCAGGCAUCAUGGCUCCCCUGAGCAGGUGUCGGGGUCCCUGGCUGCCCUCACAGGCUCUUUCGCAGGUCCCCGGGACAACCUGGGGAAGCUGCUUACCAAGUCAGCCAUACGGCCAACCCACAGCUCAGCCAAAACUGUACCAGCAGCCAGCCGGCCAUCCCAGGCAGGAAGGCCAGCUUUGGCUGCAUCCCCUUUCCAUUUGGCAGGGGUGGGCCUGGCCUCGGGGAGGUAGGCCUCAUAGGGUCCCUCUUGUCCCAGUGGCAUCCCCACUGGCUGGCAGCUCACUGGGUCCUGCCCUCUGAGAGAAUUGGGUGCUGUGUGAAGGGCCCAGGAUGCUGAUUCCAAGGAGAACUUCAGGCACCAUCUUCUACCAGGUCCAGGGGCAAGAUGUUAGAUGCGUUAUUUUUUAAUUUAUGAGCAGAACAUGUCCAAGUGUACUCCUUGCUGAAUUUUGUUUCUGAAAUUGGGAGUCAGCCACCCACAUGUUUUGUGUAGCUGCAGUGUGCCUGGACCCAGCUCAGGGAUGGGGUGGGCUGACUCCUUGGCAGGCCGGAGCAGUUUCUGGAAACUUCCACAUGUGGGAAGAAAGGGCUGGGCCUGGUGGUGGUUUUUGUUUUUGAAGCGAAAGUGACCCUUAUACCAGAACUGGAUGUGAUUCUGUCCCCGUCCCUGUGUCCGUCUGGGCGUGUGUGUCACCCUCUGUUCAGCAUCACCCCCUUUCUGCUGGGAGCACACCCCCUCCCCUUGCUGACCCAGUCGCUGCUGCAGGGUGAAGGUGGGUGCUCCACCUCUGGUCUUCUGCCCUGGAGAGCUGCUGACACCCUGCCCUCCUCUCUGGAUUUGUGUUGCAAUAAAGUCUGCCUUCUUUUA
Tupaia belangeri chinensis (Chinese tree shrew) is the source of this 2947-nucleotide messenger RNA. It is a transcript of the gene TTLL12, whose product is annotated as tubulin tyrosine ligase like 12. Gene Ontology annotation, biological process: protein modification process. Gene Ontology annotation, cellular component: cytoplasm. Lineage: Eukaryota; Metazoa; Chordata; Mammalia; Scandentia; Tupaiidae. The record is from RefSeq and is a predicted model, not a curated record.